GGGAAGCAGGCGAGGCAGAGGAAGGAACACUAGUGCAUUUCUUGCUGCUACUGCUGCUGCGGUGUCGGCGGAGAAGGAGAGUGGAUUUGCAUCAGGUGAUCCCUCUUCUCCUCUCCUCUCCUCUCCCGCCUUCACCUCUCGUCCUUCCUCUUCUUCUGCUUCUAUCUCUGUGUCUCACUCCCCCGGUCACUCCUUUCACCGAACUUGACCCGAAUUGGAUCAUGGUUUGGUUUCAGUGUGAGAGUUGCGGUGAGAACCUGAAGAAGCCCAAGCUUCAAGGUCACUUCCGUGGCUGUGCUGCUCGGAAGUUAUCUUGUAUCGACUGUGGGGUUGUCUUCGACCAGCAAAGCGUCCAAGUGCAUACCUCUUGCGUUACGGAAACUGAGAAGUAUGGACCGAAAGAUGGUAGUAAUGGUUCUGCUCAAAAACCCAAAAGUUCACAAGCGGUCAAAGCUGGCGAAGUGGACCUAAGCAUCGGAUUGUCCACUAGUCCUCCUUGGAACUGCAGUUUAUGUAAAGUUAAUGCCACAAGCUACGAGACAUUAGAGGGGCACUCUCAGGGGAAAAAGCACCGCGCUAAGGCUAAGGCUGCACAAGCAAAGAUCAAGGCAGAAACUGAGCAGGACUGUACUACACCAAAUUCGCAAUCAAAUGGCUCUGUAUCCAAAGCAGCAUCGGAAACAAAUGAUUUUAAACCAGUUGUAAAUGGUAAUUUGUUACCUAGUGCCGAAGGGAAGGAGCAGAAUCCUAAGAAGCGAAGAAAAGUUCUUGUCGUUAAUGAAAGAGAAAAGGAAGUAGCUAUACUAAAAAAGAAGGAUGGGAAUGGUGAUGUAGUCGUGGAUGCCGUGGUGAAGGAAGAUGCAAGUAUCAAGAAUGGUGAUGGGAACAAGUCAGAGGUUAAGGAUUCUGCUGCAGGUACAGUCCGCAAUGGCAAACCUAUCAAAUGGAAAAAGCUUGCAACCAAAGCCCUUUUGAAGGUUUCAGAUAAACGUAUGAAAAUAAAGGAGUUGAUGAAAGAGCUCCUACCAUCGGAUACAUCGGUAGCAGAGGAAUCGGACAAGAAGGCGCUAGAAAAACAGCUGAUUACAACGUUGAGUGCCUCCUCCAAAUUUGAGGUGAAUGGAAAAUGGGUUACUCUGGUAAAAGAAUUGUAGUGGAUACUGUUGAAAGGCUCUGGCUUCAAUCAACCGGACUUUGGAUGCUAGUUAUCCGAAGUAUGCAGUUAUUCCUUGUUAUUCCUUGAUGGCAUUAGAGCGUUGUAGGUGUGCUGGAGGCGGGAGGGUUUUGGUUAGUUUUCUUUUUUGAGGAUUUAUAUCAGGAUGGUACAAGCUCUUUUUUUCUACACCUGAAAGUAAUUGUCAUACGGAACCAGGUAAAAACAUUCUAUGAGAAAUCACAUUUUUGGAAUUGGUGCUAUAAUUUAAGAGGAAUAUGAUGGUAUUCAGUCCUUGUACUGGUCCUAAUUCCUUCAUUCGUACA
This is a messenger RNA of Physcomitrium patens, 1479 nucleotides long. RefSeq lists its product as uncharacterized. The record is from RefSeq and is a predicted model, not a curated record. Gene Ontology annotation, molecular function: DNA binding. Gene Ontology annotation, cellular component: nucleolus. Gene Ontology annotation, biological process: rRNA processing; negative regulation of transcription by RNA polymerase II. Lineage: Eukaryota; Viridiplantae; Streptophyta; Bryopsida; Funariales; Funariaceae.